Geodia barretti is the source of this 537-nucleotide messenger RNA. NCBI's taxonomy places the organism in Eukaryota, Metazoa, Porifera, Demospongiae, Tetractinellida, Geodiidae. The record is from the annotation of a GenBank genome assembly.
AUGUUGCGGGAUCACUUUUUGCAAGAACUGAGAGACCUGGGCUUUGCGGGAAUCCAAAAUUUUCCAACAGUGGGACUCAUUGACGGAUUAUUUCGCGCCAAUCUGGAAGAAACCGGAAUGGGCUACCACCUCGAAGUGGAAAUGAUCGCAGCCGCCCAUGGGAUGGACAUGCUGACAACACCCUAUGCAUUCAAUGUCGAAGAAGGACAACUCAUGACAGAGGCAGGUGCCGAUAUUGUUGUGGCGCACAUGGGAUUGACAACCAAGGGCACAAUUGGCGCGCACACGGCAAAAACACUCGAUGACUGUGUGGAAGAAGUAAAGGCGAUUUGCAAUGCCUGCAAGUCAAUCCGAGGCGAUGUGAUCACGCUUUGUCACGGCGGACCAAUUGCCGAACCAGACGACGCCUCUUAUAUCCUUGAACGGGUCCCCGAAGUCGAUGGAUUCUACGGCGCCAGUUCAAUGGAACGCCUGCCCACAGAAGUGGCGAUGUACAGAGCAGAUCAAACGCUUUACCGCAAUCCGCAGGUGAGUUAA